AUGGGAGGAGAACACAACAGCAUCAUGGCAUCUGCUUCUCCCGCGUAUCCGCAGCUGGCCCAGAGACCCAAGGGCAAGCUCAUACACGACAUAUACAGAAGUCGUCUUGGACAGUUCACCGACAACGGGCAGUACAGAGAGCAAGGCUUGUUGGCGAAGCUCUACCGUGGCCGUGUGUCGGGUGACGAACAUGUAAAGCUGUCUGUGUGGCAUGCUCCGGAUCUCACUCGACCGACGUUCAAGGAAGCGACGAGUCAAGACAAUGAAUACAAGAAGACGAAGAAAGGCGAGUCAUUCGGUCCCAGUUGGAGCACACAUUGGUUCAAGGUUCAGUUCACAGUGCCUCAGGAAUGGAGCAACAACUCGUUGAUCGAGCUGCACUGGGACUGCAGCAAUGAGGGCAUGGUGUGGACUGAAGACGGGAAGCCAUUGCAAGGCUUGACGGGUAACGGCGAGAGGAUAGAAUGGAUUGUCCCGCAGUCCUACAGAGAUGGCAAGGAACAGACGAUCUAUAUCGAAGCAGCAUGCAACGGCAUGUUUGGCAAUGCACCUGGCGGCGACUCGAUUCAGCCUCCCAACCCGGACAAGUACUUCCAGCUUCAGCAGGCCGAUCUUGUGAGUGUCAACGAAGAUGCACGAGCACUCUACUACGACUUCUGGAUCAUCGGUGAUGCUGCUCGCGAGUUUCCUACAGACAGCUGGGAAGAGCAUUUGGCAUUGCAAGUUUGCAACGAGAUCAUGGAUUGCUUUGUCGCAGGAGGAGGGUCCGACGACUGCCUCAAGGAGUGCAGGAAGAUUGCACAAAAAUACAUCGGAGAAAAAGUGGACUCGGCCGAUGUGUACGACCUUGAGAAGGACAAGGAAGUCCUCGUGAGUGGCAUUGGUCACUGCCACAUCGAUACGUGCUGGCUAUGGCCUUGGGCAGAGACAAAGCGGAAGAUCGCACGAAGUUGGUCAAACCAAUGCGAUCUUCUCGAUCGGUACAAGGAGCAUCGUUUCUGCGCUUCACAGGCACAGCAAUACAAGUGGCUAGAGACGUUCUAUCCUUAUGCAUUCGACCGGGUGAAGGACCACAUCAAGAAGGGCAACUUCCAACCCAUCGGAGGCAGUUGGGUCGAGCAUGACACCAAUCUUCCAUCGGGAGAGUCACUCGUCAGGCAGUUUGUAUACGGUCAACGCUACUUUGAAUCACGAUUCGGAGAGAGAUGUCGCACAUUCUGGCUUCCCGAUACCUUUGGAUACUCCUCGCAGCUCCCACAGCUCUGCAGACUUGCAGGCAUGAACCGCUUCUUCACCCAAAAGCUUAGCUGGAACAACAUCAACAACUUCCCGCACACCACAUUCAACUGGGUCAGCCUGGACGGCAGCCAAGUCAUCUGCCACAUGGCUCCAUCCGAGACGUACACUGCAGAGGCUCAUUUUGGUGAUGUCAAGAGAUCCGUUACACAACACAAGAGCAUGGACCAGGACCCUACCUCAUUACUUGUCUUUGGAAAAGGUGACGGCGGAGGUGGUCCAACGUGGGGGCACAUUGAGAAGCUUCGUCGUUGUCGCGGCAUGAGCGACCAGGUUGGCAAACUCCCGCGUGUGCACAUGGGCUGGAGUGUCGAGGACUUCUUUGAUCGAUUAGAGAAGAACGCUGCCAACGGCACCACCGAAUUCGUGACUUGGUAUGGCGAGUUGUACUUCGAACUGCACCGUGGCACUUAUACCACCCAAGCGAACAAUAAGCGCAACAACCGAACGAGUGAGAUUAUGCUACACGAUAUCGAGUAUCUGGCAACUUUGGCGACGAUUGGUGGCGAUAAGGACUACAAGUACCCAAAGAAGGAGAUUGACCUCAUGUGGGAGAACGUGCUGCUGUGUCAGUUCCACGACUGCUUACCUGGCUCAUCCAUCGAGAUGUGCUACGACGACUCAGACGAAUGCUAUGCUAAAGUGUUCGAGACUGGUAAGAAGGUACUGAAGGAGACAUUGGACGCUCUUGGCUUUAAAGACUCCAACAGUGCUAAGCCUGUGGCGCUCAACACACUGGGCUGGAAGCGCCACGAAAUCGUGAUGCACCAGACAGUCUCCGGCUUGACGCACAGCGCCGAAGUUAUCGGUCAGCCUGAGGCUGAGAGAUCCGCCCCAGCAGACUUCUUGCAGGUCGCUUCUGUCAAUGAGCUCGAGGAUGGGUCACUCUUGCUCGAGAACUCGAAGCUCCAGGUGAAAGUUGCUGAUGGUGUCAUCACCUCACUUUACGACAAAGAAGCGCGUCGCGAGACCAUACCCAAGGGUGGCAAGAGCAACCAACUUGUCAUCUUCGACGACAAGCCACUAUACUGGCAAGCCUGGGACGUUGAAGUCUUCCACCUCAACUCCCGCAAAGAGCUCAAGCCAUCGCACGCAACGCAGAUCACAGAGAACUCUCCCUUCCGUGUUGCCGUCUCAACGCUGACGAAGAUCUCCGACAAGUCCUGGAUCAAGACCACUGUUGCACUCUCAGCCAUCACAGACGACAACCAGACGUCCUACGUCGAGACGGAGGCGGAAGUCGAAUGGCACGAGACCAUGAAAUUCUUGAAGGUCGAGUUCCCAACCACUGUCAAGAACACUGAAGCCUCCUACGAAACACAAUUCGGCAUUGUCAAGAGACCUACUCACUACAACACUACCUGGGACAUGGCUAAAUUCGAAGUUUGCUGCCACAAGUGGGCUGACCUUUCUGAGAACGGUUACGGUAUCAGUGUCCUGAACGACAGCAAGUACGGCUUCGCCACAGUCGGCAACCUCAUGCGCCUCUCUCUGCUCCGAGCACCAAAAGCACCAGACGCACACGCCGAUAUGGGACGCCACAAGAUCAAGUGGGCAAUCCUCCCUCACGCCGGUCCCCUAAACGAGACCACUGUCCGCGCUGGCUUUAACUUCAACAACCCCAUGCGCGUGCAUCGCCACCCAGACCCAUCGAGCAUCAGCACUCUGCUCUCUGCCUUCAAGUUCACAUCCGACAGCAACCCGAGUCUGAUCCUUGACACCGUCAAGCGCGGCGAGGAUGAUGAGGACGCCAGUAAUGGAGACAUGCCGCCGAAGAAGGGUAGGCAUGUCAUCUUGCGAGUUUAUGAUAGUCUCGGUGGUACGAGCAGGGGCACGAUCAACCUGGGCCCCGUCAAGGUUAGUAGGGCGUGGAAGACGAAUUUGCUGGAGGAUGAGGUGGAGGAGGUGCAUUUAGGAGAGAAGGGGUUGGAGGUGGAGUUGAGAGCGUUUGAGGUUGCGACGUAUAAGUUGAAGUUGGCUUAG
Fulvia fulva is the source of this 3279-nucleotide messenger RNA. Its product is annotated as Alpha-mannosidase. The transcript has a single exon. The record is from RefSeq and is a predicted model, not a curated record. Lineage: Eukaryota; Fungi; Ascomycota; Dothideomycetes; Mycosphaerellales; Mycosphaerellaceae. Gene Ontology annotation, cellular component: fungal-type vacuole membrane. Gene Ontology annotation, molecular function: alpha-mannosidase activity; carbohydrate binding. Gene Ontology annotation, biological process: oligosaccharide catabolic process; mannose metabolic process. The coding region runs from base 1 to 3279 and encodes 1092 amino acids.